Messenger RNA from Fusarium pseudograminearum CS3096, 1512 nucleotides. RefSeq lists its product as uncharacterized. The record is from RefSeq and is a predicted model, not a curated record. Lineage: Eukaryota; Fungi; Ascomycota; Sordariomycetes; Hypocreales; Nectriaceae. The transcript has a single exon. The coding region runs from base 1 to 1512 and encodes 503 amino acids.
AUGAUUCAUCAAGCCCAGAACGCAGCAAUCCAGACUUUUGGAGAUGCACAACCUCAUCCUGCCGAGAUCCUUGCUGGACGUGCGAUGGAAAAGUUCAAAACUAUGGCGAGAAACCAGUCCGAUACGUAUGAAGCUGCUGUAGCUGAGUACAAACGCCGAUACCACAUCGAUCCUCCACCAGGCUUCAAAGACUGGUUUCAGUUUGCCCGACACCACGAAUCCCCUAUCAUCGACGAAUUCGACAUGAUUUCUAGCUCUAUAUCCCCCUUUCUGAAGCUCAGUGGCCAAGACGUAGCCGAAGCUAUGAAUCAGUUGUAUAAAACUUCACGAAGUGAAGUCUGGUUUUGCGAGUUUGUAGGCAGGACAUCUGAAAUGAAAUGCAAGCAUCCCCAUCGCUCUUAUGACAGACAUUAUAGUCUCCUGUUUAACAGACUUCUGCACAACCUUCCUGGAGUCCUUCCAAACGUCAAGCUUCUCAUCAAUCAUUUCGAUGAGCCCCGAAUGAUGAUUCCAUUAGCGAAGGGUGAUGGAGAGAAACACCUUACACUUACGAAUAUGGCACAACAGCCCACAUGGGACAUUUUGACGAAGUCCUGUUCAGCCACGAAAGUAAGGACUAAUGAAAGGAUACAUGGUCUGCCCUUUGUUCAAGAUCAUCUAGUCAAUUCAGAUCUAUGCAAACACCCCGAGUAUAAACAUCUGCAAGGGGCUUUUGUAAGCCCCCAAACAUUCCCUCUCAUUGAGGGCUUAGUACCAGUUCUAUCAACCGGCGCGUAUUCGACUAUGGGCGACAUCCUUUUCCCAAGCCCAGCUUAUAUCGAAAAGGAAUUCCAAUACGACAGUAGUCGUGACAUGCUAUGGUCAAAGAAGAAGGACAAUCUUUACUGGAGAGGUUCAACAACUGGAGGUCACGCACACGAUGGUCGAUGGAGAGAUUUUCAACGACAGAGAUUUGUUGGAAUGACCCAGAAUCUGGGACAUCAGAAACAUUCUUACAUGCGAAAAGAAGACGAUUCAAUCACCACUGUUGAAUCAGGACUCCUGAACGGACGACUAUUCGAUGUUGGCUUUACGAGGAUCUUCCAAUGCGAUAAGAAAUUUUGCAGGGAUCAAAGCACAUAUUUCGACGUCAAAUCUUGGGCAGACAAGGAUAAGGCGUUUGGAUCAAAACUUGCGUUUGAUCUCGACGGGAACGGUAUAAGCGGGCGAUACUACAAGCUAUUGUCGUCAAAUUGUCUCCCAUUGAAACAGACUCUCCUGCGAGAGUGGCAUGACGAGAGGUUGAUGCCCUGGGUGCAUUAUAUCCCUGUCAGCCAAAGUCUGAAAGAGCUACCGGAACUUGUCACCUACUUGACCACGACUGAGAGAGGACAGAGGUUGGCUGCAGAUAUUGCAAAUAGAGGAAAGGAGUGGAUGGGUAAAGCAAUACGGGAGGUUGAUAUGACUGUUUAUUUAUAUAGGUUAUUACUGGAACUUGCUAGGCUUCAGGAUCCAGAGCGAGAGGCGUUUUGA